This is a messenger RNA of Hippocampus comes (tiger tail seahorse), 3236 nucleotides long. RefSeq names its product unc-5 netrin receptor Cb (gene unc5cb). The record is from RefSeq and is a predicted model, not a curated record. Gene Ontology annotation, molecular function: netrin receptor activity. The transcript is spliced from 16 exons. Gene Ontology annotation, biological process: axon guidance; netrin-activated signaling pathway. NCBI's taxonomy places the organism in Eukaryota, Metazoa, Chordata, Actinopteri, Syngnathiformes, Syngnathidae. Gene Ontology annotation, cellular component: membrane. The coding region runs from base 473 to 3226 and encodes 917 amino acids.
AGGAAAGGUAGCCCGCAGAGACCUCUCCUCUCCUUUCCUUUCUGUUUUCAGUCCACAGUCAGCGGCAGGAGCGCGCACGCAGUCACAGUCACGCAUACGUACCCCCCCACUCUCGCCAGGCACAUUGACAAACACGUACGCUCGCACACAACGUGGAAUUUUAGGGGGGACAGCAGCGAGUCACCGGCGUGGUGGUGGGGCGCGGGGGGGACUUAAACCGGAGCAUGCGUCCGGCACCGGGUCGUCGAUCCACAAGUGAGCUUCUCAAGUGUGCAGCUGACGGGCAGAGAUUUUUAACGCCGACGGUCCUCUCUGGCGGAGCUCCGCAAAACUGUUUGGAUUAAUUAACGGCACCAUACUUUUCGGAGGCUGUUAAGUUUUUUUUUUUUUUUUUUUUAAUUCAUCAUCUGUGUGCGCAAAGAAACAAACGAGCAGGCAGCCUCCCGGGGAGCGCAAUUUGGGCUCCUCCGUCAUGGACCGUGACGUUAAUCGAGACGCCCGGAGAGAAGCGAGGAGGUCGCCGCCGGAGAUGUUCACCCUGCCGGCGUUGUUGCCGUUUCUGCUCCUCGCUACGGUCCGCACCGCCUUGGCUCAAGUGGACGACGAUUUCAUCGGUCUCAGCGAGCUGCCGGAAACCUUCCCCUCGGACCCGCCUGAACCGCUGCCCGUCUUCCUGAUGGAGCCGGAGGAGGCCUACAUCGUCAAAAACAAGCCCGUCAACCUGUACUGUAAGGCCACGCCCGCCACGCAGAUCUACUUCAAGUGCAACAGCGAAUGGGUGCACCAGAAGGAGCAUACGGUGGAGGAGCGUGUGGAUGAGAACUCUGGGCUGGUGGUGAGAGAAGCCAGCAUCGAGAUCACUCGCCAGCAGGUGGAGGAGCUCUUUGGACCCGAGGACUUCUGGUGCCAGUGUGUGGCCUGGAGCUCGGCAGGGACCACCAAGAGCCGCAAAGCCCACGUCCGCAUCGCUUACCUGCGGAAGACUUUUGACCAAGAACCGCUCGGGAAGGAAGUGUCACUGGAACAGGAAGUGUUGCUUCAAUGCCGCCCACCCGAAGGCAUCCCGAUGGCUGAGGUGGAGUGGCUGAAAAACGAGGAGGUGAUUGACCCUGCCGAUGACAGGAAUUUCUACAUCACCAUCGACCACAAUCUGAUCAUCAAACAGGCGCGCCUCUCUGACACGGCCAACUACACGUGCGUGGCCAAGAACAUCGUGGCCAAGCGACGCAGUACCACUGCCACGGUCAUCGUCUACGUAAACGGUGGCUGGUCAACAUGGACCGAGUGGUCGGUGUGCAACAGCCGCUGUGGGCGGGGCUACCAGAAACGCACACGCAGCUGCACCAAUCCUGCGCCACUCAACGGCGGCGCCAUCUGCGACGGACAAGGCAUCCAGAAGCUGCCGUGCAAUCCUCUCUGUCCAGUGGAUGGCCUGUGGACAGAGUGGAGUAAGUGGUCCACCUGUGGGACCGAGUGCACCCACUGGAGGAGGAGGGAAUGCGGCGCGCCGGCACCCAAAAAUGGGGGCAAGGACUGUGAGGGCAUGGUACUGCAGUCCAAGAACUGCACGGACGGCCUGUGCAUGCAGAGUUCCUUAUAUCAGAAGUCAGCUGAGGCUAAAGGGAAGCUUGAUUUGGGAAAUCCAUUGGCCCCCAGCACGGACGACGUGGCGCUCUACGUGGGCAUCGUCAUCGCCGUGAUCAUGUGCCUGAUCAUCUCCGUGGUCGUGGCGCUCUUCAUCUACCGGAAGAACCACCGCGACUUCGACUCGGACAUCUUGGACUCCUCCGCCCUCAACGGAGGCUUCCAGCCUGUCAGCAUCAAGACGACGCGUAAAGCCAAUCUUCUUACGGCACCCCCUGACCUGACCUCGGCGGCCGCCAUGUACCGAGGCCCCGUCUACGCCCUGCACGACGUGGCCGACAAAAUCCCCAUGACCAACUCGCCCCUGCUGGACCCUCUGCCCAACCUCAAGAUCAAAGUGUACAAUUCCUCCGGCCUGGUGACGCCGCAGGACGACCUGGGAGGCGAGUUCUCCUCCAAGCUUUCGCCCAAGCCUCCGCACUGCCUGCUGGACAACGGCGAAGGCACGAUCGGGCGUCGCACGCAGACGCAAACGCUGCUGCGAUCCAGGGACCCUUCCUGUACUGCCGUGGGGUCCUUCAGCUCGCAAGGGGGCCACCUCAUUGUCCCAAAUUCAGGUGUGAGUCUUCUUAUCCCGGCAGGAGCCAUCCCACAGGGUCGAGUGUAUGAAAUGUACGUGACCGUCCAGAGGAAAGAAACCUUGAGGCCCUCGGUGGAAGACGGGCAAGCGGUUUUGAGCCCCGUGGUGAGCUGCGGCCCGCCGGGAGCCCUUUUGACGCGGCCCCUGGUACUCACCAUGCACCAUUGCGCCGUCUCGGACGGCCAACAGGAUUGGUUGAUCCAGCUCAAGAGCCAAUCGCCGCAGAGCAUUUGGGAGGACGUGGUGGUGGUGGGCGAGGAGAACUUCACCACGCCGUGCUACAUCCAGAUGGACGACGAGGCGUGCCACAUCCUUACCGAGACUCUUGGCACGUACUGCCUGGUGGGCCAAUCGCUCAGCGCGGCCACCAACAAGCGCCUCAAGCUGGCCAUCUUCGGGCCGCUCACGUGCGCCGCCGCCGAGUACCACAUUCGUGUCUACUGCCUGGACGACACGCAGGACGCGCUCAAGGAAGUCCUCCAAAUGGAGAAACAAAUGGGCGGGAAGUUGCUAGACGAACCAAAGACGCUCAACUUCAGCGACAGCACACACAACCUGAGACUUUCAAUCCACGACGUCCCUCACACACUGUGGAAGAGCAAGCUGCUGGCCAAAUAUCAGGAGCUCUGUUUCCAGCAAGUCUGGGAUGGCUCCCAGAGGAACCUCCACUGCUGCUUCACUCUGGAGCGCUUCUCCACCGCCACCGUGGACCUCACCUGCAAGAUUUGCGUGCGCCAAGUAGAGGGGGAAGGUCAGAUCUUUCAGCUGGACACGACAUUAUCAGAGGAUUCGCAAAGCAUCGACACGUCACUGCUGGACCCGGCCAGCAACAUCACCACGCUGGUGGGACCCAACGCCUUCCGCAUCCCCGUCUCCAUCCGCCAGAAGCUGUGCGGCAGCCUGGAUGCGCCGCAGACCCGCGGCAACGACUGGAGGAUGCUGGCCCACAAACUCAACCUCGACAGGUGUGGGUACAGUAUUGGAAGGGGGAAAAAAAAGUAAACGUCUUUAU